AUGGCGCAUGAGUCGACUCGCCCAUUUUCAUUCCUUCCUUUCCUCUCUUCUCCUUUCUGUACCACCCUCCUUAUCACCCACUUUCCUUUCCCUUUCUACCGCCACCAGAGUCCAACAAAAUGAGUGAUAAACCACGCGUUAUGAUCGCCGGUGCCGGUUUGAGUGGUGUUAUGCUAGCCAUCUUACUCGAGCGCAUCAAUGUUCCCUACAUGAUCUACGAAAAGGCAUCGACUGUAAAGCCUCUGGGAUCGGUCAUGGGCUUCAACUCAGGCACGUUGCCUAUCUUUGAACAGCUUGGGCUUCUUGACGAUCUCAUGAAGUUUUCUCUACCAACGCAUGGAAUGGAGAUCUACGACGAAAGCAUGACCAUGCUGGGAGAUUUUAACACGGAGGGUCUCAAAGAAAAAAGCGGAUACGAUACCAUCCUCUUCGCGCGCCUGCAGCUGUACGAAUUCAUGCUAUCCAAAGUGCCUUCCGAAAAGGUCUCUUUCCAAUCCAAAAUCAUGUCCAUCGAACAGAACCAUCUCGGCGUCAUGAUUCGGCUGCAGGACGGCUCGACUCAUCACGGAGACAUUCUUGUCGGUGCAGACGGAGCGUACAGUGCUGUGCGACAAAGUCUUUAUAAGCAUCUUGACAAGAAGGGUCUACUGCCAGACUCGGACAAAGAGAACCUACGCGCUGGACAUCUUUGCGUUGUUGCAACAAGUGGACCGUUAGACCCAGAAAAGUAUCCGACUGUCAAGGAUUCUAUUUCCCAUUUCCAGCGCGUUGUGCGUCCAGGCUCCAACCACUCAUGGUCCACUGCCAAUGUGCCCGGCAACAGGAUUGCCUGGGCUCUGGUGACCCAGAUCGAGACAGUUGCCGAAUCUAAAGAUGCGAUGUUCAGGCUUUCCGAGUGGGGCCCCGAGGGAGUCGAUGCCAUGCUUCAAGAGUAUCGCAACUACAAGGCUGUUGUUGGCGGAAAAAUGGGCGACAUUAUGGAUGCAACACCCAAGGAUCAAAUCUCCAAGGUCUUCCUCGAGGAGAAACUUUUUACGACAUGGCACCAUUCAAGGACGGUUCUCAUUGGCGAUGCUUGUCACAAGCUCCUUCCAAGUUCAGGUCAAGGCGCACAAAAUGCCAUUCAUGACGCUGUAGUUCUCGCUAACUGUAUCAAUGACAUGGCCGACACGAGCCUUCAAAGCAUCGAGUGGGCGUUCGAAGAUUACAAAGAGCAGCGAUAUCCUAUCGUCAGCGGCCAGUACGAGCGCAGCAAACUCAUGGCGAAAAUGAUCUAUGGACAUACUUGGCAUGAGCGUCUUUUGCGAUAUGUCAUUUUCAACUGGGUUCCCAAGAGCGUACAGAACAAAGAACUUCACCGUGUGAUGUCGUAUCGUCCUCAAGCCAACUUUCUGCCAUAUGUUGAGAAUAGGGGUACUAUUCCUGUCCUCCCACCAUGGAUCUCGAAGCGCAAGCAAGAACAAGCUACGAGCAGUAGCAACGAUACCACCGCCACCACAGUGCCAGCAUAAACAUGAGCGACAAAUGUUACGAGCACACCACUGCCCAUAUAUAUUCAUAUUAUCCGCAUUCCAU
Messenger RNA from Gamsiella multidivaricata, 1575 nucleotides. RefSeq lists its product as uncharacterized. Bases 120 to 1511 code for a protein of 463 amino acids. The transcript is spliced from 6 exons. The record is from RefSeq and is a predicted model, not a curated record. Lineage: Eukaryota; Fungi; Mortierellomycota; Mortierellomycetes; Mortierellales; Mortierellaceae. Gene Ontology annotation, molecular function: FAD binding.